UUUUCUAUUUUCUGUUCCAUAAACUCUCCACUAUUUACUCUUCCUUCCACCUCCUGCACAAUCCAUCUCUCCAGAGUUCUGCCCUUUCCUCAAAACUCUAUAAAUCCCACAAGAGUUGCCGCCUCUUUCCCUGAUUCUCUAAUCUGCCCCGCUCCUCCUCGUCAAUCUCACACCAUCAUCCACAUGUGCUGACCACCAUCAAUUCCGGUGAGCAUCCACGUUAUUUUCUCUUUUCGGCGGAAGGGAGAAUUCAAGUGUAUUUAGCUCUCUUGGAAACUAUUCCGUUAUGUCAGGUCCUCUACAAGAUGUCCUUCAGGAAAGCCCAGAUUGCCCAAAUCCGCCUUAUGAGUUCACAUCCCGAGGUUUAUGAACCGUGUGAUGAUUCAUUCGCACUAGUUGAUGCACUUCUGGCUGAUAGAAACAACCUGUUAGAGCAUCAACCAACAUUGUGCAUGGAAGUGGGUUGUGGUAGUGGGUAUGUUAUCACUUCUUUAGCUCUUAUGCUUCGACAGGAGGCUCCUGGGGUCUACUAUAUUGCUACUGAUAUCAACCCUCAUGCAAUGAGGGUGACCAGUGAGACCUUAGAAGCACAUGGUGUUCAUGCAGAGUUGAUAAACACUGAUAUCUCGUCAGGGCUAGAGAAGCGUCUGGCAGGAUUGGUUGAUGUAAUGGUUGUGAACCCACCAUAUGUGCCGACCCCCGAAGAUGAAGUGGGCCGUGAAGGAAUUGCCUCUGCUUGGGCAGGAGGGGAGAAUGGCCGGUGUGUUAUCGAUAAGAUAUUGCCAAUUGCUGACUAUCUAUUGUCAGACAAGGGCUGGUUGUACAUGGUCAUGCUUACAGCUAACAAACCCUCACAGAUAUGCCUUCAAAUGAGAGAGAAGGGAUAUGCUUCUAGAAUUGUGGUCCAGAGAUCAACAGAAGAAGAGUCUCUCCAUGUCAUCAAGUUCUGGCGGGAUUUUGAUACUCAAGCAGAUGCAAAGGAAAAGGCGGCGACAAACAAAACAGUUCCUGCAAGAGUCAUGGAGUCCCUGGUUUCACAGUUUCCUCUAUCGUCAUUCUGGAGAAGUUGUGGCAGUCACAGUAGCUGAUAGAUGAGAAGGUUUGAGGUUUUCAAUAACCUCCAGUGCUUCCAGUCCUCCCUGACAGCAAUUUUAAGAGCUUAAAUGACUUCAUCAGUCUCUGCAAUAGGAUACUGCAGAGCUUCCAUCAUCUACAACCAUAUUGCACAUAAGUUUCCAGACUUAUGUGCAAUAUGGGAAGCAGAGCUCCUUGUCAGUAUCAAAUGCAAUGCUUUGGUUCAAGUUUCAACUGCUUGUGAAGGUCGGCAUGUUGAGCUCAUUCUCUCAGUAUCAGAUGGAAUGGUUUCUCUCUAUGUUUAAAUAGCAGAAGUACCAUAGGAUUUGUUCAUGACAUUAUAUAUGUCACAGAUUUCUCAGCAUAAAAUCAAUUUUAGAGAAAUCAAAGAUGUGUGUUGAUUUAACGAAACAAACUAUUUGGGUUGACUCCACCCUCAAAUUAGACGUUAUUGAAUGAAACCAACAAAACUUACACAAGGCUAUAGGAGAUGAAAGAUUUGGCAUAUGGCAAUUCAACUACUUUUAGUGUGGCC
Messenger RNA from Corylus avellana, 1609 nucleotides. Its product is annotated as S-adenosyl-L-methionine-dependent methyltransferases superfamily protein. Gene Ontology annotation, molecular function: S-adenosylmethionine-dependent methyltransferase activity; nucleic acid binding; protein methyltransferase activity. NCBI's taxonomy places the organism in Eukaryota, Viridiplantae, Streptophyta, Magnoliopsida, Fagales, Betulaceae. Gene Ontology annotation, biological process: methylation. Gene Ontology annotation, cellular component: eRF1 methyltransferase complex. The record is from RefSeq and is a predicted model, not a curated record.